AUCAGAAUAUCCAUGGAUCAAAGGUUUGUAGAUGAUUCCAAUUAAGUUUUGUAGCUUGCCGAGUUUGGGAGCGGGAUUGUAACAAACCUAAUCCGAAACACAUACAACUUGCGUAUAUCAAGUUUCUGUAUGGGGGAUGUACUCAUAUAAUUGGAAAUUUAGUUUUAUGUGGACUUGAGAAACUUGUUAAUGGAUCUGAUCCUGACCUGUCUUUCCUUGGAAAAAUUGAGGAUGUAUCUGGUUACGUGUAUAUUGGCAGGAAUAAUGUAAAAUCAAUAUCUUUGCCAUCAUUAAAAGUAAUUCGAGGUGAACCGGGAUACCCUAUUAUGAACACAAGUGCUGCACUUGUGGUAAACCGAAACACUCUUGAAAUACUUGAUUUAAGAAGCUUAACAUCUAUUCAACGCAAUCAUAUAGUGGCGUUUAAUAAUCAGUUUCUCUGCAACUUUGGUUUUACUAUUGACUGGCAGCAAAUCUUCGAGGAUAGUCGUAAGCAAAUGUUUAUACCAGUUCGCAAAGCGGAGACAAUUUCCCAUGCCGGUUGUGAUAUAGCCAUACGCAAAUAUACUGAUGAUCGAACAAAACAUUCAUGCCAUGGUUCAUGUCCAGUGGUAAAUGAACGCGGUUACUGCUGGGGUCCAGAGCCUGAAAUGUGUCAAAAAAUGCUUAAAUGUGCUAACAAUCUGGAUAAUUACUGCCUUGGCGGUAGGACAAGCAACCAACCUUGUCUAGAGGAAUGCUUGGGUGGGUGUGAAAAUCACCCAAGCAAUUGCAGAGCAUGUAAACAUGCAAUAAACGAUGGAAAGUGUGUCUCACAAUGUCCCCCACCACUAAUAGUUAGUCGUGAAGAAAGCAGAACCAUUGCAAAUCCAGAUUUCAAAUACAAUUUUCAUGACAUAUGUGUGAAAAAUUGCCCAGCACCAUUCCUCAAGUCGGAUAGUUAUUGUGUAAUCGAAUGUGAUUUGAAUACUCAAAUUCCUGUGAAUGGUACUUGCAAAGAAUGCCCGAAGUCUGGAUGUCCUGAACAUUGUAAAGAAGAGACUAUCUUUCCCAAUACAACACUGCAUGUUCUGCAGUUAAGUUCACUAAGAAAACUUAAAUCAUGUGUCCACUAUACUGGUAUCCUUUACAUCAGCAAAGAAUCUUUCCAAAGGAGUCCCCAGUUUCCAGAUCCCAUCGAAGAUGUGAAUGAGUUAUAUAAUUUAUUGAAUUUGAGAUCAAUUGUUGGUUAUAUAUAUUUUGAUUUGAGUGAAGUUCCAGAACAACUAACGAAUUUAACAUUUCUAGAGAAUCUAGAAUCUGUUGUUCUCGAGGUGAAAAAUCAGUCACCAGGAUCGGUGAUAACAAUUAUGAACGGUGAAAAUAUUGAAUUAUUUGGAUUCAAGUCUCUAACUAAUAUUGGAGGUUAUGUAUAUUUGAGAAAUUUACCAAAACUUUGUUAUAUUAGUGCACUGACAAAAAUGUCACAUGUGAUUACAGUGGAUGUACAAGAAGAAGAGAUAUGCGUUAAACGCGGUCAUGUUUGCCAUAGCGAAUGUCUACCAGAACUUGGCUGCUGGGGUGCUGAGGCUAAUAUGUGUGCCCAUUGUUGUGGUUUGAAAGCUGGUGACCACUGUGUGUCAAAAUGCACAGACCGCCCUGGAUUUUAUGAAAUCCCAACACCUGUUAAUCAUACAAAUUUGAGGCAGACUGAAGGUGGUCCAGUUUGUAGGACACUGCCCCUGACUAAAAGCCAAAUAGCCGAAAUGGACGAACAAUCCAUCGCUUCAGCCGUAAUUCCUGCAAAAACAUGUGCUGCCUGUCAUCCUGAAUGUGCUCAAACAUGUUAUGGACCUAAUGCUAAUCAAUGCGUUGGCGAGUGUAAACAUUAUCAGCAUGGUGAUUCUUGCGUACCUGAAUGUCCAUGGAAUACAUAUAUUGAACCGGAAACCCGCUAUUGCUCACCAUGCAAUGAGUCAUGCAGUCAUAUUCUAGCAGCAGGACAAAGUCGACUUUGUAGUGGCCCAGGAAAUUUCCUCGGUUUAGGUGGUUGUGAAACCUGUUGGACUGUCAUACAAGACAAAAAUACAAAUAAAUACCAGUGUCUACCAGACGACUGUCCUCCCAAGCAUUACACUGAAUCUUAUCAAACACAAGAUUUUAUUAACAAAGAGAAAAUUAUGGUAUCCUUCCAGACCCCAGUGAAAAAAGGUGAACUCGGUAGUAUGAUUCGUGUGUGUAAACCGUGCCAUCCAUUUUGUGACUUGUGUACAGCCAAUGGGACGCAUGCAUCUAUUUGUCAUAGUUGUGCGCAUUGGUGGUUCAAAUCAGAAUGUGUUGCAGUUUGUCCACCGGCGGAAACUUAUUCACUUCCUGAGUCAGAUAAAUCGUCAGAGAAUGAAGAAAGUUUCAAAAAUGACUUCAUCACCUUUAGUAACAAUACUCAGCUCUCAUCGACUCAGCUAAAAGAAUUCAUGUUCCUAUCUAGUAGUACUACUAUUUCUAAUACCAGCGCUGCCACUGCUGACGAUCAGCCACAAUACAAAAUGUCCCAACCACCUGCCCCAGCAUUUUUGGUCAAGCUGAAACGUUCACAACGUCGUUGUCUCCUGUGUCAUGAACAGUGUAUUCAAGGUUGCUCUGGGCCUGGACCAGAAGACUGUGUGAAAUGCCGAAACUACCAAAUAGUUAUAGAUGAAGAAAACAAUAAGUUCAUCUGUAAUUCAUCCUGCCCAGAGGAUCGUAAUCACAUUUCUCAUGGCAUGUGUUUAACAGCUGAACAGCAUGCCCGUCUAUCUGGUCAAACAGCUCGAGAACUACGAAAUCGUAUACUUAUCGGUGUUGCUGUUUCAGUUUUUGUAAUUAUUGCACUUGUUACAAUCAUACUAGUUGUUUGCUUGAAACGAAAGGCUGAAGCAGAAAAAGUUCGUGAACAACUACGCUCUGUUUAUACUAACUUGCUGGAACCUGAUAUGAAAACCCAAUCAGUAAGUCGAGAGCCAAAUAUGGGACGGCUGGAAAUGAUCAACCAAGAUGAUCUAGCCUGUGAUUUCAAUGCAGCUCCUCUUGGAACGGGAUCAUUUGGAGCUGUAUACAAAGGUAUUUGGAAAGUACCCAAGCAUGCUUUGCUUCGCUACAACUGGAAUCGGGGUGCCCAGCUGGAUGUUGCUAUAAAAGUUAUCCUCAACGAUUCAACAGAUUGUUCUGUAACAUCAAACCCAUCUUCCCCAUUUGUGUUCAAUAAUUCAUCGCCUGAGGAAUCAAAGAGAGCAUCUGCACGAGCUAAUAUUGAAGAACUGCUCCAAGAAGCUAAGAUUAUGGCAUCUGUCAUGCACCGUCACUGUCUUCCACUAAUCGGAAUAUGUCUUUCCAGUGAACGUCACUGUUUGGUCUCAAUUUUUGUUGAGCUCGGCAGCCUAGAUCGUUAUGUUAAACAACACGCAAAUGAAUUGAACAGUCUUACACUUUUAUCUUGGGGUGAACAAAUUGCUGAUGGAAUGAGUUAUUUGGAAAUGCGUGGAAUUAUUCACCGCGAUUUGGCUGCCCGUAAUGUCCUUGUUCAAACUCGUGAACACGUCCAAAUUACUGAUUUUGGUUUGGCUAAAAUGUUGGAACGUCGUGAUGAAGACAGUGUUAUUGUUAAGGCUGGUCGAGUUCCGAUACGCUGGUUAUCUAUAGAAACACUACAAUAUGGAAUAUACUCGCAUAAAACUGAUGUCUGGAGUUACGGUGUAACACUAUGGGAAAUAUUUACGUUUGGCAAAAGACCUUAUGAAGAUGUCGAUACUGUGGAUAUCAAGGACCAUGUAAUCAAAGGUGGACGCCUGACACAACCGGAUAUAUGCACCUUAGAUGUAUAUAUGGUCUUAGUUAAAUGUUGGAUGGAAGAUUAUGAGUCUCGUCCUACGUUCAUUGAACUAAUGCGUACAUUUAAUAACUUUUGCAAAACUCCUGGACGUUACCUGUACAUUGAAGGUGAUCAAUAUGCUCUUAACUACUUUCAUAAUGCUAACUCAGGAUCUGUCAACUUCUCAACUGAAUCACACGAACUUCAGCCAAUGUUAUCAGUUCGAGGCGUAUCCGAUGAUGGUACAACAUCGAGUAGAAAUAAUAGUUUACAUCGCCAUCACACAAUGCUAACAGAUACAAAUAUGAACAGACCUUAUUCUUCAGGAAAGCUACAGAGAGCUUUAUCAGACCAGCCAAGUGAAAAAUCUGAUCCAUAUGGUGUUGGUCAGCUCAAUGAGCCUACUGAAACACAACUUUUACUUCCUACUCGAUCAAAUAAUGGUACCAUCGGGAACCAUCCUACAAGAUCACGCAGAGUAGGUGCUGGAGCUUCAACCAAAGGUUCUGAUACCAACUUUUCAGGAUUAGGUAGGAUUUGGAAAAAAUCAAAUGUCAACGAAAAAACAAAUUCAGAUAACAUGAGUCCCUCGAAGAGGCCCAAUGCGCCUUUGGCAAGUCGGGAAGAUUCUUGGUUAAGCGAUAUACCCAAAUCGUCAGGACAUCCAGAGUCCUUUACCUCAUCUGAAGCAACUACCACAGGUAAUAAUACCACUGACAUGUCCGGGAUAUCACCUUCUAAUAAUCCAUCGCGUAAUGUGUUUAACUUUGGGCGUCAAAAUUUGGAAGGUAUCCAGUUUAACUCUCAUAAAAAUGAUAACAUAAGUCGGAACUUUGGAACGAAUAAUGACGCUGAAUAUCUGCUUGAUCCACCUCCCCCUCCACCUACCCAACAACUAGGUAUAACAGAUGACUACUUACAGCCUAAAACUAAUGCUGCUUCAAAAAUCUCAAAUACAUGUGAUGGUGGAUUAACAAAACAAAUGAAUUACACCGAGUUGGGUCCACCGACGUUUCACGACACACCUACUACAGAUGAAUAUUUAAACCCAAAUAUGCAACAACCAGAAGAGUACUUAUCUCCAAUUCUUAGUGGAUUUGGCGUAACCAAUCCAGAGUACUUAAUGUACCCCAAUAGCCGCCAACAGGAAUGUGACCAGGAGAAUAUAUCGAAACAAAUCAGGAAUACCACUAGUGACUCAACAUAUUCGUCAAAGAAUCAGAAUAAAACAAACCAGGAAUAAAUUAUUUUAUUUUAGUAUCGGCCACUACUGUUGCCACUUCCGCUGCUAAAACUCGUGUUUCUAACACUGAGAAGUAACUACAUAGUUACUUUAUUGAGAAUAUUAAAAAUACUGCUACAAAUAUGACUAGCAGUUGAUUUGUAAUUUCAAUCUUUAUCUAUGCUUCUAAUCUACCGUCUAUAAAUUUCCAAGACAAAUUUGCGGUUAUACACUAGUUUUCUAUUUAUAUCUAGUGUACUGAGUUAGACAAUGAGAAAUUACUAUUGUUCAAACCACUGCAGUCCUAAGAGCGGUAAAACAACAAUCCGUUCUAGCAUUAUUUUCACUCUUUAAAUGUCGACUGUUUUUGAUUAUUCGGAUGAAUGUAAACUAUGCCAAAUAUGAAAUGAAAUAGUUCAGAUGCUUUUACUUCAGUUGUUUUUGUUUUAAAUAACUGCAAUUAUCACAGGUAAAAAUUAAUAUUCAGUGAAAUUCAGCUUUUUUCUGCCAUUAUCUUCAAAUGAACCAAACCUACAGUACAGCAAUGACUCUUUUUUUUAUAUGUUUCUUGUUUUUCCAUCAGUAUUUUUUCAUCUGGAGUUUACUGAUAGUAUAUGUUUUGAAACACUGCUCUACUUUAUAUCAGCUUUCGUCUGACAAGAUGUAACUUCGUUCCUCUGCUUUCAUUUUCCUCAGCUAGUCUCUGUUUCUCUUCUCUUCUUUGCCCUGACUUGCAAUCGCUUAAAUUAUUUUACGCACUCUGACGAAGCUGUUUGCUGUAUCAUUGUUCGACUAUCAUCCAUUACUUUAGUGAGGCAGUGAUGAAAAUAGACUGGACCGUCUAUAUAUCAACUAUGGUUUACAGCAAAGAAACACUGCCUCACUGAUCAAUUUUGUUUUAGAACAAUUUUAUGUUCUAGAUGCAUUUAUUGUUGAGUUUGAUGAGUGUUUUUUUAUUGUAAAUACUUUAAUUUCACCUGUGUUUGCAUGUUGUUUUAUUUGUCUUAUUCUUAGAAAUCAUAUAUAAUAUUUCAAGUUGAAUCGUUACUAAAAAGUGGGGACUCGAUAGUUUUCUUAACAAAUUUUGACUACUAAUAUAUUUUUAAGUAGGAAGUUAAGUGCUACCAAAAUAAUGUUGUUUCUUUUGGUAUUUUGUUAACAAAAAAUAUGGACUUCUACACCAAGAUUAUCUUGCCCACAUAUGCUGUAUUUAAAAACAAUCGUUUGUUGUUAGAGAAAGACUGUCUUUGAGUUUAUACGCUGACUGAUUAAAGGAGAAUGGGAGAUAUGAGUGUUGUUUUUCAAUCAAUUAAUACUUAUAAUUCUGUCAACCUGCAGAACAAAAAUGUAUAAAAUCGUGGUUGUACAGUUUUUAAGAAUGAAAUUGCCGGAAAAACAUCUUUGCUGCAGCUUUUGUUUUCUUUUUUAUAACAUUUAUAAUUCAGUACAGUGCUUCAGCUGAAAAAACGCUGUUAAUUCGCUUAUUUCCAAUGUUCUGUAAAGAAGAAUGAAUCUGACAGCGGUGUGAUUUAAUUGUGAGAAUAGCAUUCACGCUGGCUGUUUGUAGUACCACCAGAAUUAUGAAAUAUUCUGUCCACAGAAUGCAGAUUCUGAUUUGUUUACCACCGCAUUAUUUUGGUGGUUACAAAGAAUUUCUGCCUACAUAUACUCUAUUUAGCUCCGUUGCUAAUAAAAUUUAAAUUAUAGUAAAUAUUGCAGUAUAUUUUCUUGUUAUUGAGAGACAGGAACCCCAAAAAGGGAAAAUGUAAAAAAUUUCUUUAUUUUAUGUAUUGGAGAAACCUGUGAGAAGAAACCUUUUAGUACUGAGUAACUGAAAACUAUAAAAAGGAAUAAUAUGCACAUUACUACCAAAAUCUUUUCAAUAAUUGUUAAAUCUCGGUAUCUAGAAGUGAAAAUAUUGUUAAAGGCUGUUGAUAGGCCUUUUAUCAUACAACCGUGGAUCAACAAAGAUGGAAACAACAAAAUGUAACCACCGAACAUUUUUAGAAAGUCGGAAUCAUGCAUAAUAUGACCAUGCUGAAUAGCAAUCGUUCAUAACUAAUACGUGUAAAUACUAUGGAGGUGCAUCAACUGGUCGCUAAAUAAACAAGUUUGUAAAGUAGGUCACAUCACUGAAUGUCAGAUUUAGUCUAAAUACCAGAACAUCAAUGUACCUUGCAAAAUGUUUU
Trichobilharzia regenti is the source of this 7237-nucleotide messenger RNA. The record is from the annotation of a GenBank genome assembly. NCBI's taxonomy places the organism in Eukaryota, Metazoa, Platyhelminthes, Trematoda, Strigeidida, Schistosomatidae.